Rhagoletis pomonella (apple maggot) is the source of this 2697-nucleotide messenger RNA. It is a transcript of the gene Pop2, whose product is annotated as CCR4-NOT transcription complex subunit 7. The coding region runs from base 1056 to 1961 and encodes 301 amino acids. Gene Ontology annotation, cellular component: CCR4-NOT core complex; CCR4-NOT complex; P-body. The transcript has 7 exons. NCBI's taxonomy places the organism in Eukaryota, Metazoa, Arthropoda, Insecta, Diptera, Tephritidae. The record is from RefSeq and is a predicted model, not a curated record. Gene Ontology annotation, molecular function: nucleic acid binding; poly(A)-specific ribonuclease activity.
CUCUGAUGAAAAUCGGACGUGAAUUGUGAAUUUUAUUUGCUGCAGCCGAGAAAGAAACGCGAACAUUUUAUAGCGCACACAUUUUCUUUUAAUUUUCAUUUGGUUUUACAUAAAAAAGGCCAAAAACUGCAAAAAUAUUUACAUAUUUAGUUGGUGUAGCACUUGAGUAAAGAAAAAUUUCAAAAAAUAAUCAAGUACCACCAAAAAUAAAUCAAUUACACCAGAGACAAUUGAAUCGAGAAAAGUGAAGUGGCAUAAGAAGAAACGACGGGCGCCGCCACUCGCGGAAGCACCAUUUAAGCACAGCUAAUAACACAUAUUUGAAAAUUAAAAGUUCUCGAAAUUUCCAGUAAAGGAAUAUGAAAUGGUAUAUGGUGACGAGUACGUUAUGUGCAGCAAUAAAAGCGGUGGUGGAAUUGGCAAGCGAAUAUGGACAAAACUACUAAAAAUCCCAAAAAAUUAGUUCUUUAACUAGUUUAAUAGAUAAAAUUGGAAUCAAAUAAAAAAAUCUCACUUAAUUGGCUCGCACCUUGUCUUGCUUGCAACAUUGAACAGAUAAAAUAUUCACACGCCACAACACAAUUUUCCAUUUUUCCGCUGUAGAAGUUGAUCUCUCUUGCAAACACACGCACAUAUCGAUUAGUUUAAGUUUCAAUGCUAAAGCCAAGUUAUUGAAGAAUGUAUACGCCCAGCUAACGCUUCAAUCAAGCGCAAAUCAAGUUUGAAAUAAACCAAUAAACAAGCAUAAUCCAAUCAAGUAGCGACGAAAUAAAAAUAAACGAUUGUCGUACGUCUCUAAAUCCUCCACCACCACUACUCAGAAACGCUAUUCCGAACCGACCCGAUUAAAAUUAAUAAAUAAUUUCUUGAAUAUACCGCGCCCGCGAAAGAAAUUUUUUGUGAUUCUUGCAGAGGAACGAAAGAAAGAUAGCAAGAGUUAAAAAAAAUUCAAAAUUUAUCAAAUACGCUUAGCAGUGAAAUCUUUGUAUAUAAAGUCGUUUUGAAGCAACGUGGCUGAAACAGCAGCAACAGCAAAGCCUACAACAGCUGAUGCAAUGCCUUCUGCCAUAAGCGGUACCGGACACGGCUCAGGCGCCGUUAGUCACAACGUGAAUAUACCCAACAAUGAGGAGUGCGGCAUACGCGAUGUUUGGAAGCAUAAUUUAGAGGAAGAAUUUCGCACAAUUCGCAAAGUCGUGCAAAAGUAUAAUUAUGUGGCGAUGGACACUGAAUUUCCAGGCGUUGUAGCGCGUCCUGUUGGUGAAUUUCGUUCCACCGCCGAUUACCACUAUCAGCUGCUGCGUUGUAAUGUUGAUCUGCUGCGCAUCAUACAGCUUGGACUGACGUUCAUGGAUGAAGAAGGCAAAACACCGCCUGGAUACUCAACAUGGCAAUUUAAUUUUAAAUUUAAUUUAAGUGAGGACAUGUACGCGCAAGACUCAAUUGAUUUGCUGCAAAAUUCCGGCAUACAAUUCAAAAAACAUGAAGAGGAUGGUAUUGAUCCACUCGAUUUCGCCGAAUUGUUAAUGUCUUCGGGAAUUGUGCUUGUCGAUAAUAUUAAAUGGCUGUGUUUUCAUUCAGGCUACGAUUUUGGUUAUUUACUCAAAUUAUUAACCGAUCAGAAUCUACCCUCAGAUGAGAGUGAAUUUUUCGAAUUGUUACGCAUCUAUUUCCCCAACAUUUACGAUAUUAAAUAUUUGAUGAAAUCGUGUAAGAAUUUGAAAGGUGGCCUACAAGAGGUGGCCGAUCAAUUGGAAUUGCGACGUGUCGGGCCACAACAUCAGGCCGGUUCUGAUGCGCUGCUCACCGGAAUGGCAUUCUUCAAAAUGCGUGAGAUGUUCUUUGAGGAUAAUAUCGACAAUGCCAAAUACUGCGGACAUCUCUAUGGACUUGGCACAUCAUUUAUAGUAAACGGUUCCAACUUCCACGACAGUAACGGCGAGAGCAACAAUGCAUCGUGAUUCGUUUUCAUUGAACGGACGGUGAAUAAGGCGAACUGAUUAAAAAGUAGGAUUCCAAACGUCGUGCAGAAGAUGUUAGAUGUUUUUUUUAUUAUUCUAAACAAACAACAGCAACAAAAAAUAAAAACACAGUAAGGCAAUUAAGUAGGCAAACUAACUGGUUAAGAGAGAAAUUCAAGCAAUUCUUAAACAAACAAACAAAAAAACAGCAAACGGCUUAAGAAUAAAUUGUUGUAAACAAGGAGGGCGAACAAAAAAUCAUCAUCUAAGUAAACUAAGCAAUGCAUCCUGCACACUGCAGCUAUCAGGCGGGGCGAGACAAAAACCGCAAACUUGUUAGAUGAUCACUUAGAAGCAUAACAGAAACAAAAUUGAAGAGAAAUCAAACAAAAUGGCACUAAUUUAUUUACAAAAUAUUAUGUUUAAUCAAUGAUUAUACGAAAAAAUUCGGGUACACAUACACAAAUGUGCACUUUGUAAAACAAAAAAAAAACAAAAAAUGUGAAACAAUAGUAAACAUACAUUUUUUUAACGCAAACUGCUACCUACAUAUUUCUACCAUUAUUAACUACAACAAUAACAAAUGCAAUCGUUAUUGAUUACAACUUAUUCAACGUCUUGCUAAUAUUUAUAUAAAUAUAUUACUAUAUGUAUGUGUAUGUAAGUUAGAAACUUUAAGCUACUUCUAAAAGUAAAACUCUAAAUGUAAAUCUAACUUAUAAAGAAAUCAAAAAAA